AUGUCGAACCAGACCAUCUUGAGAAUAUCAAGAGAACUCUCUCAAAUCCAACGAGGCAGUGAUCUGUCCAUCGCCGUCGGUUGUCAGGAACAAGACGUCCGCCAUGUCAAAGCUCUGAUCAUCGGUCCUCACGGCACACCUUAUGAGUAUGGGUUUUUCGAGUUCUCGAUCGUCUUUGGCGCAGAAUACCCAAGCAAGCCGCCCAAAGUCGAAGCCAGAACCACAAAUGGAGGCAGGACACGGUUCAAUCCAAACAUAUACGCAGGUGGCAAGGUCUGCCUAUCCAUUCUGGGAACGUGGCACGGAGAGAGACCAGGUGAAGAGUGGUCGUCUGCACAGGGCCUCGAGUCGAUACUGUGGUCCAUACAGAGUCUGAUGUCAAACAGCCCAUACGAGAAUGAGCCAGGGUAUGAGAACGCAAAGGGCACCGAGGACAAGAAAAUGAACGACCUGUACUGUGCAAAGAUCCGACAUGAAACUCUUCGCAUCGCUGUGAUCCAGAAACUCGAGGAAGCCCUGGGUAUUCAGCCUGACGGUUCAGUGGCCCUUCACAAAGACUCCACGAAAUCCGGAUCUGGGGACGAGGACGAAGAGAAUGAAGAAGAAAAUGAGUCGCGCACUCUGAAGCUCAAAUUCGAGCCAUUCAAAGACCUAUUCAAGCGAAGGUUUCUGUGGUACUAUGAACACUACAUGACAACUGUGCUCGAAUAUAGCCCCAAGCAUAAAGACGGUUCGGAUUUUACCAAGAUGCCUUUCGAGGGAGGUGGCAAUACCAUGGAUGGGAAAUUCCGCUACGGCGAUCUUGGAAAGCGUCUGGUUCGCAUCAAAGAGGUGCUUCGUGAUGAAACCAACGCCUGGGCAGCCGAAGGCUCAGCCUUGAACGAGCGGGAAUCGUCAAAGGCGGCUUUCAUUCUACGGCAAUCCGAACAAUUGGGAGACUAUUUCAAGCAGAAAAAGUGCAACAAUGUCUCGGUUGAGCUGGAGGACAACAACCCCUUCGUGUGGCUGAUGACCUAUUACGGCCAACCAAUGACUCGCCUGGAUGGUGGAAUCUUCAAGAUCAGAGUGAGCAUUAGCCCUCGCUUCCCUGAUGAACAGCCCCGGGUCAAAGUCGAAUCACCAAUCUACCACCACCGAGUGUCAAAAGACGGUGUUUUGUGCUAUUUUCCCAGAAAGCCGGAUGAAUUGCGAAACCACAUCGAGAGUAUUGCCGAAGCAUUGGAAGAGGAGUCGCCUCCUUACGAUCCACGCACAAUUGUUCACCCGGAGGCUACGAAACUGCUCUGGGGUUCGGACAGUGACAAAAAGAGAUAUUAUCGGCAACUCAGGAGAUCAUUUCAGCGAACGACUGAAGAGCCUUCCUAG
Messenger RNA from Capronia epimyces CBS 606.96, 1365 nucleotides. RefSeq lists its product as uncharacterized. Gene Ontology annotation, cellular component: nucleus. Gene Ontology annotation, molecular function: cysteine-type endopeptidase inhibitor activity; ubiquitin conjugating enzyme activity. NCBI's taxonomy places the organism in Eukaryota, Fungi, Ascomycota, Eurotiomycetes, Chaetothyriales, Herpotrichiellaceae. The record is from RefSeq and is a predicted model, not a curated record. Gene Ontology annotation, biological process: negative regulation of apoptotic process. Bases 1 to 1365 code for a protein of 454 amino acids. The transcript is spliced from 4 exons.